This is a messenger RNA of Metopolophium dirhodum (rose-grain aphid), 4019 nucleotides long. RefSeq lists its product as uncharacterized. Lineage: Eukaryota; Metazoa; Arthropoda; Insecta; Hemiptera; Aphididae. The record is from RefSeq and is a predicted model, not a curated record. The transcript is spliced from 5 exons. Gene Ontology annotation, molecular function: intramolecular lyase activity; geranylgeranyl diphosphate synthase activity. Gene Ontology annotation, biological process: biosynthetic process. The coding region runs from base 466 to 2292 and encodes 608 amino acids.
UUAUCCGGCGGUAGUGAAAAAUCAUUUACCUACAAGGUCGUCGUUCGAAUCGCGCUCCUCGAAAUUCGGUUACACCGCCGACGACGCGACGAUCGUACCUGCGCCUAAAUACGACAACCUGAGAUGCGAUCGCAGACGAAGUGCCAGCUGUUAUAGGCACACACAAUUAUACUACCCGUGUGACGCAUAAUUGUACGAUACAACUGCAGAGUAAUAAUAGUGCGGUAUAACUCCGCUCAAUGACACACUCGGCUCAUUAUAAAAAACCGGCGACGGUCGCACGCGAUCGUCUGCUCGGGGAACGAUAGAAGAGUGAUCGCCGGCAUCAUAAUAAUAUUAUGGCGUGCGGCUUGACAGUGCGAAGCCUAUAAUAUGCAGUGAGUACGUUGCGAUGAUUACGUUUUACAAGACCCGAGACCCGAUAUCAUAUAGGUAUUCCAGUUUCACCAAACACCUAUACUGAAAAUGUUGACUUACAUAGACGUGCAUUUUAUUUACACACUACCGGUAGUCGCAGUAUUAGCGUUGAUAACAUGGCCGUUUAUAAGUCGAUUAGAACUGUUCAAAAUCGGAUUCGUCUGUACGAUGGCGUUUGUGUACACGACACCGUGGGACAACUAUAUAAUCUUCCACAACGCCUGGAUGUACAAGCCCAAAAACAUUUUAGCUGUCAUAGGAUAUGUGCCCGUCGAAGAGUACAUGUUUUUCGUCAUACAAACCCUUAUGACAUCACUGUGGGCCUUGAUUUUUACCAGGUGGUCUCCGGCUUGUUUCAAUUUCAACUUCAAUAAGACAAGCUACACGCUGAUCCGAUGGAUACCGAUAUUAGUCUUAGCUAUGACGACAAUUCAGGGCUACAACAUAGCUGUACCGGGUAAAGACACGUUCUAUUUGGGCUGCAUCAUGUGGUGGUCGUGCCCCGUCAUAAUGUUCCUAUGGUACGGUGCCGGUAACUACUUUGUUAAAAAGUCAACCUCGUCAGCGAUCGCGGUUAUUGUUCCCACUCUGUACCUCUGUUGGGUCGAUCGCAUAGCGCUCAAAGACGACGUGUGGCACAUCAACGAGAAAACCUCGUUAAACAUAUUCGUCGCCGAUGAUUUACCGUUCGAGGAAUGUCUGUUCUUCCUGAUCACCAACGUGAUAAUCGUCUUGGGCAGCAUGGCUUUCGACAAGUCAUACGGGCUUGCGGACACGUACACGUUCGAAUUUCCACUCCGUUACAGCACAAGUUGGAAAUACCUUAGUCAGCAAAUGCAACAAUUUGUGAGGGCCGAAUGCGACAUGUCGCCGAGUCCAGUCAACGACAUCAGACAGUGUUUAAACGUACUUAAAAGGGCUUCAAAAUCGUUCAACGUGGCCAGUCUCGUUUUUCCAGCAGGAGUCCGUUUGCAUUUGAUCAUACUAUACGCGUUUUGUCGGGUGACGGACGACAUGAUCGACAGCGAGCCGAAGGUUGGCGUCAAGAAGCAGAAACUAAAGCUGAUUGAAACGUUCAUCGACGAACUGUUCGCGGAUAGAAACGCGGACUACGACGUGAAGACGUCGAUGACUCCGCAGAAACUAGAGGUGAACUGGGAACAGUACCGCCUAGAUCUGACCGACGAGGAGAUGUCGUGCUUCCGGGCCAUAUCGCAGAUAUCGUUUUACUUGCCCCGGAAACCGUUCUACGAGCUGCUCGACGGCUACCGGUGGGACGUGGAUGGAAAAACGGUCCAGAACGAGACUGACCUGCUGUUAUACUCGAGUUACGUGGCCGGCAGCGUGGGGACGCUGUGCGUGUACGUGAUGGUAUACAAAAGUGGUACACAGAUCGACGACGAUGAAAGGCACGAUUUCGUUAUCGGAAAAGCGCAACAGAUGGGACAGGUGCUGCAGAUCGUCAACAUCUCCCGGGACAUCGUUACAGACAGCGAGACGCUAGGCCGGUGUUACAUUCCCGCAGAGUACAUGGACGACGCGGUCGCGGACGUAAACACUCUGUGCAGCGAUAGGGACCCCUGGACCCUCGGCUCCGAGAAGCUGAAAUCGUACGCCACGCGCAUGAUCAGGCUGGCCAACCAGUACCAGCUGGAGUCGUUGGAGGGUAUCCGGUACCUGCCGUACGAAGUGCGUGGGCCCGUGCUGGUGGCCACCGACAUCUACCGGGGCGUGGCCUGUGCGGUGGAGGCCAGCCCGACGUACCCGCGGAGGGCGUCGCUAGGCAAAUGGGACAAGAUCCUCGUAAGCAUCAAUUCGCUGUACUUCAAGAGCCUGAAGUACUUUUUCCAAGCCGACCGCUGCAAGCACUGUUGACACGACAUCGACGAACCACUGCGACAAUACUGCACCACCGUCGGCGCCGUGGCCUUCGAAUGCGCGUGCUGCAACCAUGAUGCAUUCCCCCGGUUCGCUGCAACAAAUUAUAUUAUGUUUAAAUGGCGUAACGCUGGCUCAGUCUUACAAGUGCGCAACAAGCAGAUUUGCGAUCAGCAGAUCACGUUUUGCUUCGUUAUAGUUUAAAAAUUAGAGUGAAUCGACCUAUUAUGAAACCUGAUGGUAUAAUAACAUUUUAUCUAUGUUUGUAUAUGUGGAUUUUCUACGAUAGUUCAAUUGUUUAGUAAGUUUCACGUAUAUAAUAUUAAGUAAAUUAAAAAUGAUCAUAACUCACUUAAAAACUGAAUAAUCGUAAAAAAAAACACCACAUACAAACAAACAAAUAAUGUUCUUACCAUCAAAUUUCGUAAAAGGUCGAAUGUCGAUUCAAUCUAAUUUUUAAACGAACGAAGCUAAACAUGAUCUAUUCUGUGUGUAAAUUUGUUAUGUUAUGCACUUGUAAGACAUAGGACAGUAAAUCCUCUCAACAGUACAAAUCCUCUUAACCACCGCGUGAAUAUACGAAAUAUACCUUUUACACUUAGCUAUAUAUUUUUUCUUUUAUUCAAGGACCAUUUCCACUUCUAUUGUGUAUAACCUUACUAUUUUAAACUUCUAUAUAAUUAUUUUGAAUUUUUUAAUAAUUGGGACCAGAUAAUACACUUUUUUAAGACUUUAAUAAUGUAUGGCAGACAUCAAAUAUCAAACCAAUGUAGUGUUUACACAAUAUACUUGUAAUUAACGAAACCGUUUAAAACUUAGAUGAGUGUAUUGUGUGAUAUAACAAUUGGUGGUGCCCUGCAAGUGUUAUGGGGCACUACACUGCUUGUCCAAAUUGUGUAUGCUUAUUUAUUUAUUAAAAAAAAAUAUAUUAGUUUAAUAUUUGUUAUUAUUUGUACGUUGAACGGUUUUUUUUAUGAACAGAUUUUCUCCCGAUUAAAAACCUAAAAAAAUCGCUACAAAAUAAAAUAGUAAAAAUUAGGCAUUUUUUUUUUAUAUAUAAUAUGUUAGUAUAAAAAUGAAUACAGUUUAUUUUCAUAAUCCCAAAAACUAACUUGGAAAGCGAGUGCAUACCGCUGUUUAAAUUAUUAAUUAUAAUUUAUUUAUUCACCCGCUAGUGCGCUAGUGAAUAAAAUAAUAUUAAUGGUAACUUUACUGCAAUGACGGCGAGUAGAUGCAUUAUAUUUUAUACAAAUACACGUACAGACUUAUAGGUACCUCGUAUCUACCUUAUCUACGUUAUAUACGAAUUGUUAUAAGCCAUAAGCGCCGUUACAACUGUACUUAUUAUGCUAUUAUUGAGAAUUGUGCAAUAAAAUAGUACCGGCAAAAUCCAUAAAAAUUAAUAUGAUGUGUUUAAUUUAGGUACACCAUAUUAUUAUACGGUUCAACACGAAUCCAUAAUAAUUUAAUUUCGUCACAAUAAUACAACUUCCGCAUGCGUGUUAUAUAUUUUUAUACUUAUGUUUUUAGAUUAAGUGCCUAUCUGAACACGAGGAAAUACAUUUCCAUCCAUCAGUAUGACAUAAUAUGUACAUUGUAUAUUUUGUACAUACCUACAAUGUGAUUAAUGUUAUUAUUUUUUUUUUACCCCAUAUAAUAGUUAUAAUAUUAUUGUAGCUAACCGUUUUGUUUCUCUCGUGGCCAUUGUAAUAUAUAAUUUAUCA